Tauraco erythrolophus (red-crested turaco) is the source of this 534-nucleotide messenger RNA. NCBI's taxonomy places the organism in Eukaryota, Metazoa, Chordata, Aves, Musophagiformes, Musophagidae. The record is from RefSeq and is a predicted model, not a curated record.
AAGGCAAUAGAUCGAGGCAUUUACUUUGAACUUCUUUACACGCCCGCCAUCAAAGACUCCACAAUGAGAAGAUACACAAUUUCAAAUGCGAUCAGCCUGAUGCAGAUCUGCAAAGGAAAGAACAUUGUUAUAUCUAGUGCAGCUGAAAGGCCUCUAGAACUACGAGGUCCUUACGACGUGGCUAAUCUAGGUUUGCUGUUUGGGCUGUCAGAAGGCGAAGCCAAGGCAGCUGUGUCUACCAACUGCAGAGCCACCAUGCUUCAUGGAGAAACUCGGAAGAGUGCCUGUGGGGUAGUGUACACAGUGAAGAAACCUCGCAAGGUUGAGGAGGAAGAAACAACACUGCCAGCCUGCAAAAAAGCUAAGACUCAAGCUUGAGGACUGAACCAAUUAUGAACAAGAGCCUCCAUCCCGUCUUUACUCAGUGUUGAGUCUUCUUCCACCCUCCAGCCAGCCCACUUCCUCCCUUACUACUUUAUUUAGCCUGGACAAGAAUUAUUCUUCUGCUGUACAAGUGAGGAAAGUUGUGAGAAU